Messenger RNA from Mesitornis unicolor (brown roatelo), 137 nucleotides. RefSeq names its product myeloid/lymphoid or mixed-lineage leukemia (trithorax homolog, Drosophila); translocated to, 11 (gene MLLT11). Lineage: Eukaryota; Metazoa; Chordata; Aves; Mesitornithiformes; Mesitornithidae. The transcript has a single exon. The record is from RefSeq and is a predicted model, not a curated record. The annotation marks the transcript as partial.
GGGUGGGCAAGUUGGGUGGCGAGCGGGUCGGCCGCGACCCCUGCGACGAAGAGGACGGCCUGCUGCAGUUCAACAGCUUUAAUUUCUGGAGGGCUCCUAUCGCCAGCAUCAGCUCGUUAGAUUUCGACCUCAUUUGA